Messenger RNA from Sugiyamaella lignohabitans, 966 nucleotides. RefSeq names its product pantoate--beta-alanine ligase PAN6 (gene PAN6). Gene Ontology annotation, molecular function: pantoate-beta-alanine ligase activity. NCBI's taxonomy places the organism in Eukaryota, Fungi, Ascomycota, Dipodascomycetes, Dipodascales, Trichomonascaceae. The record is from RefSeq and is a predicted model, not a curated record. The transcript has a single exon. Bases 1 to 966 code for a protein of 321 amino acids. Gene Ontology annotation, biological process: pantothenate biosynthetic process.
AUGAGCAUGUUGUGCAGACAAGGGGCGAGAUACUUUUCCACUUCGUCUCUCAGAUCGGUACGGUUGAUCAAAACGGUACCUGAGCUCAGAGCAUGGAGAAGAAAACAGAUCGUAGAAAAUAAGACUGUGGGCCUAGUUCCCACCAUGGGGGCUCUGCACCAGGGUCAUUUGAAUUUAGUUUCUCAGUCCUGCCAAGAAAAUGAUAAUUGCGUGGUAUCAGUUUUUGUCAAUCCCUCGCAAUUCGCACCUCAUGAAGAUCUCAAUAACUAUCCCAGAACAUUAAAGUCAGACAUUGACAAACUAGAAGCUUUGGAGAAUGAUAUGAAAUCGUCAGAAAUAAUUGUUUUUCUUCCUUCAGUAGCCGAUAUGUAUCCAUCUGGUAUUACUUUAGACGUGUCCCAACAACGAGGGGCAUUUGUUGAAGUCAAAGGACUGAGCGAACAGCUGGAGGGUUUUAUUCGGCCUCAAUUUUUCCGUGGUGUUGCAACAAUUGUUACUAAGCUUUUAAAUAUAGUUGUCCCUGAAAGGGCAUAUUUCGGUCAAAAGGAUGUACAACAAUCUAUAGUGGUGAAGAGGCUCGUUAAAGACCUUCUGCUGCCAACAGAAAUUAAAGUGGCCAAAACUUCACGAGAGCCUAACGGCCUGGCAAUGAGCUCUCGUAAUGAAUAUUUGACAACAGAAAGUAGGGAAAGAGCCAAGAUACUAUUUGAAGCAUUAUCAGCUGGAGAGGCCGCAUAUAAAGCAGGCAAGACUUCUCGACAGGAAAUCAUAGAUGAAAUUAACAGGGUGCUUAAGUCGUCUGAUCUUCUGGUUGAGGUUGAAUAUAUUGCAUUAUCAGACAAAGUUAGUCUGGAAGAAGUGGAUAAAGUCGAAAAUGGACUUGGUGCUAUUAUUAGCGCAGCUAUACGGGUGCCUAAUAAGGAUGGCGGGAAGACUAGAAUUAUAGACAACAUCAUUCUCGAUUAA